Molecule: messenger RNA, 2391 nt
Organism: Paramuricea clavata
Lineage: Eukaryota; Metazoa; Cnidaria; Anthozoa; Malacalcyonacea; Plexauridae
Source: the annotation of a GenBank genome assembly
AUGACCCAAAUAUUACACACUUUGAGUACGAGCGUGUAUUUGUAUUUCAGGAACCCGUUCUUUCCAAUCAAUGAGACAAACAGUGAAGAACUACCAGCUAGCUUUGUUUUGCAUCUGGAUAGACCUCUGGUUGUUUCAGCCUCGAUACUCGAGAAGAUUCACUCGACGUUGGAAACUUUUAAAGGAGGUAACUCAAAUGUAUUAACAUCAUAAACAAAGACACAUUGGAAAAAUUUGAUGAACUCAUAAAGAGUAUAAAGAAGAUAAACACGCUGAGCAUUAUCGCUGAGCAUUCAUUACAUGGAUUGCGGGAUAAGUCAAGAAUUUUCCAGCGCUUUUUAUUCUGCUUUAUUUUGGCUUACAGUACUUAUAACAAAAUUAGGCGGGAAUACUGAAUAUUCAGGGUAAACAUCCCUUCACCAACUGUGUUAAACUUGGUUUCAUUACAGCCGUAGUUAGUUCUCGGUUUCAAAAAUAUAGGAACCAAAUACGCCAUCCAUACGAUUCGAUCACCAUAUAGAAAUCUUGUUUGUACGCCUCACACAUGGCCUAACUUUUAUAAGAUGAUCAUUCUCGAGUAGGGCAAUCACGAUUCUAGCAUAUUUUCCCUUUAAAAUGGUUGAAAGCGUUUCUAACCAUGCUUGAGUCACGUAAUAUAGUCUUCACAUCGAAUUUUUACGAAUAAAUACAAAUACCUCCAUGCAGUACACCUCAGCAUAUAUCAAAUAUCAUGUGACCUCACUUGUAAUGCGAAUUGUCGCUAAAACGUGUCACGUAGUGAAACCACAUUAGGCGUUUAUUCGCGUUUGAAGUCUUUGUGAAAAAGUCCAUUAGUUGUGCUCUUGUGGACAAAACAACGACAGCUCAAAUUCUCGUUAAAUUUGCAAUAAAAACAUUGCAAUAGACAAAUUUGGCUGACGUUUGUUUAUACCCAAUUCACAACUUUAUAUAUUUCACAUGCCUAAUUUAUUUAUCAUUGUUCUAGUAUACAUAUAAGCAUAUAAUAGAACAAAGGUAACUAUGCUUUAGAAUUAUCUACGUAAGUGAAUAACUCUUAUACAUACCCUCUAAUGCUUAUAGUUACUUUUGUUCUAUUUUAUACUUCUAUAUACUAGAGCAAUAGUAACUAGGCAUGUGCAUGAGCUAUCUAAAGUUGUGAAUUGGGGAGCAGCGAUGUAAACAACGGAGUGUGAGACCUCUAGAUGGGCACUUGUGCUCUUGGGACAAACAGUAGUUGAAACAUUUUUAAAUAACCCCCCCCCCCGCCACAAAAAAAGCCCCCCAAAAAACUAACGUUAGCCAAAUUUGUCUAUUAUACUUCUCGCGAAUCCUUGGCUAAUUCUCAUUAUAUUUAUCAGCAGUCAUGCAACCAUAUAUAUAAGUAUACAAAUAGUUAAUUUUAUAUCACCCUAUUUAAUUAAUUAUUGUAAUUGUCUGUUUUUCUAAUACAUAUAUAGAGAAAUUUAUUCAAAAUUCUAAAGCGUACAUGGACUGUCUAAUCAUAAAAAGGGUAAGAAGUUCGUCUGUCAAUGUGUUUGUUUCCCUGUAUGUGCUGUCAUUAAUUAAUAUUGUUUGACUCUCAAUAAUUCCAUAUAUUAAUAGUGGCUCAAAGAAAGAAACAUGGAAUAUAGCGCGCAAAUGGCAUACCGCCAGGUUUGUUUGAAAGAUUAGAGAUUUUGAAACUGAUGUUACUUUUUAUAAUCACCGUUCUUACCAGCUUUUUUACGUAGCAAAAUCCUUAUUCACACUUUUAUAAGAUAACUAUAAGUUGUUUGUGCACAAUUCUAUAUAUAAGAAGUUUUCAGAAACCACGUAGUGAUACGGUCAGUACUUUUUAGAGAAAAAGGCCAUUUUUGUAAAGCUUCAGAGAACUAUUAAUAUAAGAUAUAUCAACAAGUAUUAAAAAGUAAUAAUAUGCAGUGCAAUUUUUUCGAAAUACAGUGCCAAAAAAUGAAAUACAUGCAGUUAGUGCAAAAAAAAGAAAUACAGUGCAAAUUUCUUAUUUUUUAUUUUUCAAAUUUCUUAAUUUUCUUUAAGAAAUUAAAAUUUCUUAACUUUUAAAUGUGACUUACGCACGUGACUGCACAAUUUUCAUGUAUAUUAUUAAUAAGUAAUAGUAUGGUUUCUCGUCCAAUUUGAAAAAAAACAACACUGUGAGUUUUUGAAAGAAUUCAAAUCUGAUAUUCUUUGAAAAACUCACUCGUGCAUGUUUUUUCCAAAUUGAAUAUGUUUUGUAUAUUUUUCUUAUUUCAGAAACUUCCUGAAGAAAAACAUAUCUACCGUAUUUCAGAGAAAGAUCUUCAAGGAAGUUUGUCUUUGAACAGUAAUGUUGGUGUAGUUAUUUCAAGAAUUCCCUUCACACACUGUCAAAAUGUCGUGAAGAUAAUCCGG